Topomyia yanbarensis is the source of this 692-nucleotide messenger RNA. RefSeq lists its product as uncharacterized. Lineage: Eukaryota; Metazoa; Arthropoda; Insecta; Diptera; Culicidae. The coding region runs from base 56 to 520 and encodes 154 amino acids. The transcript has a single exon. The record is from RefSeq and is a predicted model, not a curated record.
UCGAAUAACGGCACGAUAGUUUGUUUAGUGUUUUGACAACGCAACGCGCAUCCGAAUGCAGCCUCAUCGCAGCGACCAAUGUUUUCAAAACUUCCGCUUUUUGUUAGCGCCUAGGUACUGCAGCAGGGUCGUGCCAAAUCAACCCCGUCACUUGUCCGUUAAUGACUAUAAAACGGUCCGGUAUGCUCCCAGCAAUCAUCAGUCGCAGUUGAACAGUAUCAGCCAGUGUACCGCUGCAGUAGUGCUUCGAGAACCGUCAAAACCACCAACCGUAAUCAUCAUGAGCAAGAUCUGCGCUUUGCUUUUACUCGCCACCGUCAUCAUGGGCGCCAUGGCCAGCUACCAAGCCCCAGCUCAACAGCACGGAGGAGGAUACCACGCUGCCCCGGCUGCGCACUCAUACUCUGCCAAGGCGAAGUGCGGAGCUAACUUGAUGGUCGGAUGUGCUCCUAGUGUUGCCCACGUACCCUGCGUGCCAAGCCAUGAACACGGCGGACACGGUGGACAUGGCGGAUACUGAGCGGCUGCACCUGGCUAGAACUGCGACUGUUGACCGAACAGCGAACAAAUCUGGUUGAUGUGAUAGAAUGGUGUUAAUUGUUAUGGAUUUAGUUAGGAGAGAUGAAGAAUGAAUAAAUUGUUAGUUGGAACUAAAUCUGAGAAUUGUUUCUUGUAUGGAUCCGUUGAUGGUU